This is a messenger RNA of Drosophila obscura, 613 nucleotides long. RefSeq lists its product as uncharacterized. The record is from RefSeq and is a predicted model, not a curated record. Lineage: Eukaryota; Metazoa; Arthropoda; Insecta; Diptera; Drosophilidae. The transcript has 7 exons. Bases 23 to 568 code for a protein of 181 amino acids.
GUGUGAAAUUGUGUGCCGACCAAUGAUGUAUACAUACCAUACAAUAGACGAAUUCGCUGUAAGAGAAGUUUCCCUUCAAAGAACUGAGUCAUUGGCGGUGGUGACGCCACGAUCUAUUCGGGCAUUCGAUUCUGAUCCGUGUCAAAGGGGUAAGUUACUGCUGCUGCAAUCAAUUAACCGGCGUGUGAAUAUCGGAGAAGUUAGCCGAGUGUCUGACGUUCACGCCCAGACCAUGGCGUCAUUCAUCCCCAGGCCCAUACCCAUUCCAGCUUUGCCAGCUCCAUCUUCGGUUCGUAUGCGGGUCGAAAUCGCCAGCGGCAGUUCGAGCAUACAUAUACACAACACCUAUCGAUAUACGCAUGCCACCACCCCCCUUCUCUUCCCAGACAGACACGCGUCCGUAGACGGGGACGGAAGCCCCAUUCCCUCAACUAUCAAGAGAGCCAUAAGUCGCAAUGAAGGGUGGAUGAUCUCCCAGAGACCCAGAAUAGACACAGCAAGCUUGGAGCCCACUGGCCACCGCCAAUUGGAACUGAAAGCUUACAGUCAGGAUUUGGCCAGCUUGUAAAAAGCUUAUAAAAAUGUUGCGACAUAAAUGAGCCCCUUGUUCGUU